Molecule: messenger RNA, 1037 nt
Organism: Aegilops tauschii subsp. strangulata
Lineage: Eukaryota; Viridiplantae; Streptophyta; Magnoliopsida; Poales; Poaceae
Molecular function (GO): RNA binding
Source: RefSeq, a predicted model, not a curated record
CCGCACGCCCCCUUGGCCCGGACCCUCUAGGUUUCCACCGCCGCCGCCUCCCUCUACUCCUCGCUCUCGGCCACGCUCCGCCUCCUUUCCUCCACCGUCCUCCGCGCCGCCUCGCCGCCUCGCCGGACCUCCGCCGCCUCCUCCUCCGGAGCUACAUAGAGGUUUGAUUGAGCGAGAUGGGGUUGAGGGACAAGAAGAGGAACCAGAGGCGCGUGCUCUCGCGCCGCUCGGCCGGCCCCAAGACCGGCGAGGGCAAGGAUUUCCUGCCGCUGGAGGGGAAAGAGCAGAGGGUCCGGGAGAAGAAGCAGCCCGAGGAGCCGGAGAGCACGGCCACCGUCCUGUACAUCGGCCACAUCCCCCACGGUUUCUACGAGGACCAGAUGCAAGGUUUCUUUCAGCAGUUUGGGGCUGUUAAGAGGGUCAGGGUUGCCCGGAACCGCAAGACAGGGAAGUCCAAGCAUUAUGGAUUCAUUGAGUUUGAGAACCCUGAGGUGGCGAAGAUUGUGGCUGAUGAGAUGAAUAACUACCUGUUGUUUGAGCACACUCUGCAAAUUGAGCCUGUCCCACCGGAGAAAGUUCAUGCCAAAUUAUGGAAAGGUGUGCGGAAGGGAUUUAUACCAGUUGACCGAGUAGCAAUUGAACGGAAGCGGCUUAGUAAGGAUAAAACAGUAGAAGAGCACAAGAAGAUGCUCGAAGGAAUUGUAAAGCGGGACGAGAAGCGUCGCAAAAGAAUCAAGGCUGCUGGUAUCGAUUACGAGUGUCCGGCCCUUAUCGGAAGCGUUCAGCCUUCAGCUAAGAAGAUCAAGUUUGAUGAGGAUUAGCUAUAGAGAAGGCAGAUGGAUCUUUAUCCGGUGGGAGUGACGGGACUCUGCUGAGUUAACCUGGCUGGUCUAUUUUAGUGGGGAUGAGAUGGUGGUUUCGUACUUUGGUUUUGUAUCUCUCUUUGGUCGAUGUUAUGUAAGUUAAAUGAUGACUGGUUUAUGUUGGUGAAGAAGCAUCAAGCUGUGGUGGAAAAUUAAUGAACUCGCUUUCUUUCC